AUGUUCAUCUAUUUCAGACGUGUAAUUUCGCUAACCGAAACCGUUCAAGUGGCGUGUGGUUCCGAACAUACAGUUGCAGUAGUUGAGAGCGGUCGAGUGUUUGUUUGGGGCUUACAACCGGAUGGCCGAACGAUAUAUUCACCAAAAGAAAUCGAAUUCUUUAUGACUUUACCUGUUGUACAAGUGAAUGCUGGAUUCGAUUACUGCGUUGCGUUGACGGCAAGUGGUUCGAUUUUCGUUUGGGGUAAUAACGAGUACGGUCAGUUGGGGACAUCCGACAAUAACGAACGAACAACUCCAUGUGAAGUGAAAACAUUGCAUUCAUUGAAUGUGGUGCAUGUCGCAUGUGGGCACAGUCAUACGGUGGCUUUGACCUAUGAGGGAAGGUUAUUCGUUUGUGGGAGUGAUUCCUUUGGACAGUUGGGAAGUUCACGGAAAUGUGCCUCACAGAACACGAUGCUUGCAGUGACCGAAAUGUUGGGCAGUCACGUAACACGAGUGGCUUGUGGACGGUACUUUCUCUCAUUUAUUAUACCAGAAACUGUUUUAGCGAUGUUCAAAUCUGGAUUCUUCUGGUAG
Messenger RNA from Anisakis simplex (herring worm), 579 nucleotides. The record is from the annotation of a GenBank genome assembly. Lineage: Eukaryota; Metazoa; Nematoda; Chromadorea; Rhabditida; Anisakidae.